CAAUAUCUCUGCUUUGCCCCCAAAAGCGAGAAAAGCCGACAAAACCCGUUCUCUCAGUCGGGGACACCCUGUUUGUUGCCGCGGCCCUCAUUCAGCGAUAGCGGCGGAGUUUUCCUCGGUGAAGAAGACGGGUCGGAUUUUCAGUACCAACUAGAAAGUCCAGUUCGACCAACCGGAGAUGUCACAGGAGCAUGACAAUAAACGGGCAGUGGUGGUUCUCCAGAACAAGCAGGGUUAUGGCAACCAGCGUCGCUCCUUCACCACAGAAGAUGAAGCCUGGAAGUCGUUUCUGGAGAACCCACUGACGGCAGCCACCAAGGCCAUGAUGAGCAUAAACGGAGACGAGGACAGCGCCGCAGCCCUCGGCUUCCUCUACGACUACUAUGAGGUGCCCAGGGACAAGAGAACAAUACACCAGCCCAAGACAGAACUGCUGGCCUCUGAUGUGGAUCCCAACAAAAGGCAUCAACUCCAAGCCAGACACCCGAUACCUCCUCACCAGGAAGCUAAUAUGGACAACAGGGUCCAGGUCCUCAAGACACCCAUCAAUAUUCUUCAGCUGACUUCAGAUAAAAGAACCCACUUCCCCUCACCAGAUACAACUGUCACAGUUUCCAUCGCCACAGUGCCAAACUACCAGUCCGUCAAGACGGAGGGGCCCUCACACGGCUUCUCGGUCACGGUUCCCAACAACUGCAACGACGCCGGCGUCUUUGACCGCCAGCUCAACCAAAACGCCAUCCAGUUCAGCCCCAGCACGCAGUCCCGCACGCCUCCAGACUCCACCUUUCCCGAGAGUUUCAAGGAUGGUUCCCAGGAGGUGUUUGCCUUCCCGGAUCUCCAGUUACGCAUGGCCUCCCUGGUGCCUGAGGGAUGCUUUGACACCGUGUACGGCAACAAUUUCGAGUACUCUCUUGAGGCGUCUAAGUCUCUGCGUCAGAAGACCGGGGAUGGGACCAUGACCUACCUCAACAAGGGCCAGUUCUACCCAAUCACUCUCAGGGAAGUGGACAACAAAGGCAUUCAGCAGCCCAUCACCAAAGUUAGGAGUGUGGUGAUGGUGGUGUUUGGGGAGGAGAAGUGCAGGGAGGAUCAGCUGAAACACUGGAAGUACUGGCAUUCCAGGCAACACACAGCCAAACAGAGAUGUCUGGACAUUGCUGACUAUAAGGAGAGCUUCAACACAAUCGACAACAUUGAGGAGAUUUCCUACAAUGCCAUUUCCUUCACCUGGGACACGAACGAGGAGGCCAAAAUCUUCAUCUCCGUCAACUGCCUGAGCACAGACUUCUCCUCUCAGAAGGGCGUGAAGGGCCUCCCUCUGAACCUGCAGAUUGAUACUUACAGCUACAACAACCGCAGCAAUAAACCCAUCCACCGCGCCUACUGCCAGAUCAAGGUGUUCUGUGACAAAGGAGCGGAGAGAAAGAUCCGAGACGAGGAAAGGAAACAGUCCCGUCGGAAAGGGAAGGUGCCGGAUCUGAGUUGCAACCCGCCUUUUGCAGACAUGAAGGUUCCCAUCCUCCAGAAGCGCAAUGACGUGACCAUCUUCAAGAUGAUGAACGACCUCGAGACCCAGCCGGUCCUGUUUAUCCCCGACAUCCACUUCUCUGCCCUCCAGCGCCAUCCUUUCUCAGCAGAGGAAGGAGAGGACAGCUCAGGCAUGAGGAGAUUACCCUUCAAUGAUGAUGAGUUUGCCCCCCCCCCAAACAAGAUGCCAAGAGUGGAUGAACCAAAGAAAGUCCUGCUGUAUGUGCGCAAGGAAACAGAGGAGGUGUUUGAUGCCCUCAUGCUAAAGAAUCCAACGCUGAAAGGCCUGAUGGAAGCUAUUUCAGAGAAAUAUGAGCUUCCUCUGGAUAAGAUUGGAAAGGUCUACAAGAAGUGCAAAAAAGGUAUUCUUGUCCACAUGGACGACAACAUCAUUAAACACUACUCCAACGAAGACACCUUCCAGAUCACCAUGGAGGACCAGGGCGGCACUUACAAGCUCACCCUCACCGAGAUCUGAUCGCUCGAUCCUGAUCUCCGCGGCGGAGGAUACGUUGAACCAUCAGGUUUACACUUCUGGCUAAUCAGUGAUUACGGACUUGAUCUGAACCUCAAAUCAUGUCCUCCUUGUGCUGUGUAAGUGCCAAGCUGUUCUUCGAGAUAGCUCAAAUGUGGUAUUUAAAAGCUGGAGCUCUUAACAUGCUACGAUUGGCGGUGUAAGUUAUACAUAAGAUUUUAUGUGUGAGGUUUGUUUUAGUUUUGUUUUUUCUUAUGAUGCUUGUGUGUGUAGUAAGGGGGAAAAAAAAAGCUUAAAUGCGGGCUUUUUGUGUUCAUCUUUGCAGAGCAGUUGUAGAGCCAGUACCAUACCUCAAGCUAUGCAAGCAGCAACAUAAGUCUCUUCAUAUGGUUGAAUUUUAAUUUGACAAUCCGAUCUUCCUUCUUUAUUUUUCCAAGCCAUGGCACUGAUGACAGUAGUCUGCAAAGUUUGAUUUUCGUCCAGAAAAGAUGACGACAAUUCAUAUUAUUAAUACUAAACAAUAUGGCAGUAUUUGGGAAUUCGCCGUACAGGUUAAGUAGACUACUAGAACAUGCUUUCUAUUGUUUAUGUUUGUUUUUUUAUAAAACUUUUUUAUAAAGUAUUACAUGGUUAUUACCGAUUGCUAAAACACAGCUCCCAUUCCCUUUUAGAGUAGUUUACUGAGUGUUGAUGGAAAAGGUCAAUUAAUGUGUCGUGCAGCCUUUGCAGGCUGUCUCGAAAGUGCAAUAAUGUUUUGGCUCUGACACAUUCAGAAGAAUAUUGCCACAACUACAGUACAAGAUACAGUUUUUUUUAAUGAAAAUAUAUAUGUACAUAUAAAUUGGAAUAAAAGGAUCUACUGGAUCCCUCUUUUUUUAUCUCAGUACUUUUGUUGUGUAUAUAUUUAUUAAGAUAAUGGAUAUGGGUGAUUACAUAUAGCUUUCAAUUAAGAUUAUGUUUAUUUUCCAUCUAUAUGAAGUUAUGUUACUAUUAAUAUGUUACCAUUCUUAUGUCAAGGGAGAAAAAUGUAUUGUUUUAAUGAUUGUUCAGCUGUUUUUAUAAAGGAGUUGAUGCACAAAGUGCCGAAUAAAAGCUCUGUGGUGGCUGCCA
Messenger RNA from Oryzias latipes (Japanese medaka), 3115 nucleotides. It is a transcript of the gene grhl1, whose product is annotated as grainyhead-like transcription factor 1. Gene Ontology annotation, biological process: regulation of transcription by RNA polymerase II. Gene Ontology annotation, molecular function: DNA-binding transcription activator activity, RNA polymerase II-specific; RNA polymerase II cis-regulatory region sequence-specific DNA binding. Gene Ontology annotation, cellular component: nucleus. Lineage: Eukaryota; Metazoa; Chordata; Actinopteri; Beloniformes; Adrianichthyidae. The record is from RefSeq and is a predicted model, not a curated record.